Messenger RNA from Triticum aestivum (bread wheat), 2181 nucleotides. RefSeq names its product F-box protein At3g07870. The transcript is spliced from 5 exons. Lineage: Eukaryota; Viridiplantae; Streptophyta; Magnoliopsida; Poales; Poaceae. The record is from RefSeq and is a predicted model, not a curated record. The coding region runs from base 286 to 1794 and encodes 502 amino acids. Gene Ontology annotation, molecular function: protein binding.
ACUCCCCGCCCGAUCGCGGCGGCAGUCGUGCGCGAACCGCGAAAAUAUUCCCCAAUCUCCAUUCCCCGCUCUAACCCUAGACACCGACAGCCCGUGCGGCGCGGCUGCCGGCUGCCCUGUUGCGGCGGGAGACGAAGCGAGGCCUCACGACUCGCGUGCUCGAGGGAGGGGAAGUGAGGCGAGGCGAGGCGGCGGGGUUCCGUUCCGUCUUGGGUCUUUUGGUGGCUUGCAGGUCGACGCGGUGGCGAAGGAUUUGGUACCUAGGCUUCCUCAAGAUUGCUUACUAUGGCUUCUGAGGAAACCAAACCAAAGAAGCAAAGAGAUGAGGAAUGCAUUAUAAACGGUCUCCCAGGAGAACUCAUUGAGCGGAUAUUUUUGAAGCUUCCAGUGAGCACUUUGUUGAGGUGCACUGGUGUUUGCAAGCAGUGGCACAAAAUCAUCCGAGAUCCUCAGUUUGUCACCUCUCACCUCCAGGAUGCGCCCCAAUGUGCCUUCCUAUUCUUUCCACAAGAGUCAAUCUCAGGUGAGCCCCAUCCUGCUGAUGCUAUCCUGAUUGACGAAGCCUGGUCGCCAUCAACAUAUGCAGUGCCAGUGAUUGGGCCUGACGAUCUCCUUUGUGGUUCAUGCAAUGGGCUUCUUGUCUUAUACACAAAGUCAUCAACACUCAAGGUAGCUAACUUUGCAACUGGUGAAUGCCUGCAUCUUGAGAAACCUGUAAAGAAUUUGAGGGGUGAUCACUUCUUGUUCUACAACUUUGGAUUUCACCCAUUGACAAAAGAAUACAAGAUUACACACUUCCUUGGUGAUCCUGUUGUGGGCAGCACUCGCUCCCAUAAUAAUAGCAGAUUCAGCGUCAUUCAAGUUUACACACUUGGUGAUGAGAAAUGGAGAGACAUCAAAACUCCAGAAGCCCUAAGCUUAAACUGUGUAAAAAACUCUGGAGCAGUCAAUAUUGACGGAACAAUGUGUUGGCUAAUUGAAGACAUGGUAGCUAACUGGCAGCAUGCAGUUAUGACCUUUGAUCUCAGUGAAGAAAGUUUUGCACGGAUACAACUGCCAGCAACUGUACAUGAAGAUUGUGCAGGUGGCGGUCCCCGUCGGUACUGGAUCAGAGAGAUAGAUAGGAAGAUAUGUAUAGCAACUGCUCAAGCCUGUCCUUCUCUUCCCAGGAGGCUUGUUGGUACGCUGCAGAUCUGGGAACUUGAGAACAAAACGGAGCAAAGGUGGAGCCUGAAGUACAAUAUUCAGUACUCGCCAGUUUACAUUCCGGGUUCAAAUUUGGUUCACAGGAAUAAGAUCAUACUGCAAGGUCGCGAGGGCAACCUAUAUUCCUAUGAGUUGCUCGGGGAGAACUUCAAUACUAAAUUGUGUAAGAUGGCAAAGCUGUUAGAUUUCAGUCCCCACAAGCCUGACAACAUGCAAUCCUAUAUCUGUGUGAAGUCACUUGUACGUUUAGAUGUAUACAAGAAGACUGCCAUUGCGCGUAGGCCAAAACAACGGGAAGGCUGGGAAUUGAAGAAGUGGGAGGCAUGGGAGCACCAGCUCUCUGAUUAUGAAAAAUUGUGGACUCGCCUUCAUGGUCUGCUGUCGCGUAUCUUGGAUGAUGCGAUUCGACAGGAUAUAGGCAUGAAAAUCAAUCAAAUAUGUCCAAGCCUUCCAAAUCAGCAACCAAGGCCCCUCCGGCGGCUUAAUUGUGUGGCACAUAAGCAAGAUAGGGAAAAUUUAUCUGCUUGUUUGGAUAUUUAUGAAGGCAUCGAGGGAGGCUUCAAAGAGUAUCAUGAGUGUGAUACUUAGUGCUGUAGAAAAUCAGAGGGGUGCUUGGGGCUCAAAUGCUGGCAUUUCUUCUCAGAAUCACAGUGAGGGCGAUGAUGCGAAGGCUUAAUACUUCAGAAUUUAUCAUGAGGGUGAUGAUGUUCAACACUUGUUUCUUUUUGUCACCGAGGGACUGUUUACCUCUUCUUCCUGUAAAAGUGUUCUUUCUGACGUACCGCCUGUGUGCUGCUAUGUAUUUUUUUUUUUUCGUUUGAAUUUCAGUCCUUGGGAUCUAGUUAACUUAUUGGUCGAUUUGAGACCUUGAAGAAUUUGCGGGACAGCGAGACAUUUGAUCUGAAGGUCAAAUCAACUCUUGCCACUGAAUAUGCUUUGAAACAUUACAGAAUGUUGGAAGUGGAAACUUUGUAA